Molecule: messenger RNA, 4475 nt
Organism: Polistes canadensis
Lineage: Eukaryota; Metazoa; Arthropoda; Insecta; Hymenoptera; Vespidae
Gene: Ecr
Product: ecdysone receptor
Exons: 7
Coding region: 2352-4268 (638 amino acids)
Biological process (GO): positive regulation of transcription by RNA polymerase II; negative regulation of transcription by RNA polymerase II; ecdysone receptor signaling pathway
Cellular component (GO): nucleus
Molecular function (GO): RNA polymerase II cis-regulatory region sequence-specific DNA binding; ecdysone binding; nuclear receptor activity
Source: RefSeq, a predicted model, not a curated record
CGCCGCCGCAGUCGCGCGCUUGCACUCUCAGCGGUGAGCGGAGUCUUCUAACGUGCGUAACACAUAAUACACACGGAACGCCGGACACACGUCUCUCUCACACAAUCAGUGGUACAUAUACAUAUAUAUAUAUAUAAACGUGAAAAUACAUACGGCAUAUAUAAUACAAUAAAUAUACAUACAUAUAUAUAUAUAUGUAUAUAUAUAUAUAUACUACGUGAGCCUAUGUUUUGUGUACAUAGAAGACGCGCACUGGUGGUAAACAAACACACACAGUAUAUCCAUAUAUAUAUUUAGAGUAUACACAGAACACGUACACAGAUACAGAUUUACGCAAAAUAUACAUAAUAUACAAUAUUAUCAAUAUAUUUUCGUGAAGUUUUCAUUGCUCCGUAACGCAAGCACACAAGCACGUUAGCACGUACCCAAUUAGGGUUGGAAAAGAAAGAAGAGGCGUGUUAGUUUUCUUCAAAGUUCCCUCCUUCAAAAUCGACGUCCCGUGAGAGACUCAAAUCGUGUACGCGUGCUGUCCCUCUCUUUCUUGUCAUCGCGUCGUCGUCGUCGUCGUCGUCGUCGUCGUCCUACUACUACUCCUCGUCAUCGUCGUAGUUGUCGGUGUCGUUCAGAUGAACGAGAGAGGCUAAAGAGAGAACCCUCUCCCGCGGUGUCUUCGUCGUGUAAUCGUCGUCGCCGUCGUCGUCGUUGUUGUUGUUGUCACCGUCAUCGUCGUCGUUGACGUCGGGCGCGCGCUGCGAGAAAAGAGAGAGAGAGAGAGAGAGGGAGAGAGAGAGAGAGAGAGAGAGAGAUAACGGCACGGUCGGUGUGACAAGACAAGUACACACAACGUCGUUAAGAUAGAAGAGAAGGAAGCUGACAGAAAGAGAGAGAGAGAGAGAGAAAGCAAGAAAAGAAGACUACGAGAUUCGGAAUCGGCGUGUUUUCGUUAAAAAAUAAUAAUUAAUAUUAACGACAAAAUUACAUUUAAUAAAAAAAAAAAGAGAUAGAAAGGGGGGGAUAGUAAUCGCGUUGUUUUUUUCUCUCGCAUAGUUUGAUUAUUUCAACUACACGGUUAAUGCGGGGCUUCUUCAUUAAUCAACGUUCGUCUCUUCUUGGAUGUGUGCGCAUAAGAAAUACAAAUUCAAAAAACAGGAGUAGCUCGUGGAGAAGAAAUAGAAGAAGAGGAUAAAAGAAGAAUACUAAUAAUUAUAAUAAUAAUAGUGCCGUGUGUUUACACGUGUUUUGUACAGUGUCAAGUGUUAACCAAUCACAGGGAGCGGAAGGAGAACGACACGGGUGGACGACAGCCAAUCAUCUUAUUUCUUCUUUAAAUUACGGACAGUGUUGAUCUCGCGGGCUGUCGAGAUUUCACUCUGGAUACGUCGUUAUGUGGGUUUCCAAUAUUGAAAGGCACUUUCAUUCUUACGAUAGAUUGGUUAUAUAUACCUCAAGCCAUCAACGGGCGACGAUUGCAUAAGGAACUUUAUGAGAGGGAUUAUCGAUGCGCGCGCGAGCACGCGACACUCGAGCCCUUCCGCAUGAGGAGGAGACAGCAGGAAUCGGCGGAGGAGGAAGAGAAUCAUUUCGUGAUCCUUCGAAGAUCGCGAGAAUAUUUUUAUCGGCGUUCAUAGUAAAUACGCUGAGAACGACAUAGCCGUAUACGUUAAUGCAACAAGAACGUUAACAAUAAUAAAAUAUAAUCAUUACUCUAACUGGUUAGAGUUUACAAAAUAAGCAUCAUCUGGUCGUCCUUAAGUUUGAAAUAACAUCGACACGUUGAUACGAAACUCGGUGGUCUCGUCGGGUGUGCGUAUCGAUCGUCUCGUUGAAACAGUAAAAAGAGAGAGAGAGAAAGAGAGAGAGAAAAAGAAGAAGGAGAAUAAGAGUAGGGUAGCUCUCUCUUUUCAAAGAUCUCAGGAAGGAACGAGUACUUUUGGAGAGCAGGAGUUAAAAGACGCAUUAUAUUGCUCAUACGUACAACUAAAAAAGAUAGAGAAUGUAAAAGGGGAAAGAUAAGAUAAAGAUAAAAAAGAAAAGAGAAAAAGAGAGAGAUAGACUCAUCGAAACAUCAACACUGCCUUCUCUCGUACGGCGAGAGACGAAAAAGAGAAGCAGAAGGAUAAGGACAAAGGUGGACUUCGUUAGUUUUUUUAAGAAAGGUUAAAAAAGGAAGGAAAAGCGUACUGUUGUAGAGGUCACGUAGGUAAAAAAGAAGAGGACUCGUCACGGUGGCCAGCUUAGUGAGCGGUAACGUAGCGGUGCGUUACGAUGAAACGUCGGGGGUGGUCGGUGCAGGGGGUGUCGUCCUGGCAGCGACGUCCAGGCUAGCCACGGCUGAUCCACCGACAUCCACCAUGGACACCAGCGACUCGAGUAUGGAAACAAGCAAUGGCACCGGCAAUACGACCGGUGUUGCUGUCCCAGGAACCGUUCCCGGGGUCAGUACGAUCGCCUCCGUCGUUGCUAGCGCAGCGUCCUUGGCGCUUGUCAAGGCCGAAGCGCCCGAACACCUGGCCGGGACAUCGGCGACGGUAUCAGCGGUCACUGGACCGGUUGGUACCGGAAGCGGUCUCUUUGCUGGGAUCGCCAGCAGUAACAAGACAUCCAGGCCGGACGAUUGGCUCGCCACUGGCAGUCCCGGUUCACCUCCGGUAGCCCUACAGAGUCAGCAUGUCGUGUAUACAACACCUCAACAACAGUUGUCCGAUCCUCAACCUCCUCUAGCUCACUCGAGCCCUCUAGCCCAUCAACAGCAGCAACCUGCCGCGAGCAACAACGGUUACGCGAGUCCGAUGAGCACCAGCAGCUAUGAUCCCUAUAGUCCCAACAGUAAGAUAGGCAGGGAUGAGCUCUCGCAGCCCGGUUCGCUUAACGGUUAUGGAAGUGGUGGUGGUGGUGGUGGUGGUGGUGUUGGUGGCGGUGGUGGUGGAGGCGGCGGCGGUGGCGGUGGCGGAGGUGGCGGAGGAGGAGGAGGAGGAGGUGGUGGAGGAGGAGGUAGCGGCGGAGGAGGCGGUGGAGGUGGCGGAGGAAAUCCCGUUGGUAGUAGUAGUGGUAACGAUGGUUGCGAUGCAAGGAAAAAGAAAGGUCCAACGCCAAGACAACAGGAAGAACUUUGUUUGGUCUGUGGUGAUCGGGCUUCUGGUUAUCAUUACAAUGCACUUACUUGUGAAGGUUGUAAGGGAUUCUUUAGACGCAGUAUCACGAAAAAUGCGGUUUAUCAGUGCAAAUAUGGAAACAAUUGCGAAAUUGACAUGUACAUGCGUCGUAAGUGUCAAGAAUGCAGGCUCAAGAAGUGUCUUACGGUUGGCAUGAGGCCGGAAUGCGUUGUUCCUGAAUAUCAAUGUGCGGUCAAACGCAAGGAAAAGAAGGCUCAGAAGGUAGGGGAAAAGGACAAGCCGAAUAGUACGACGAUGAACGGUUCUCCAUGUGGGUACAGAACUUGUGAUCAAGUAGUAAAGAUCGAACCGACGGAAACAGAACCCUUGUCCUUGCCCGGAAAAGCUGCUAGCGGAGGGGUAGUCCUCAAUCCAAUGAGCCCUUACAGCAACGUCAAACCUAUCAGCCCCGAACAGGAGGAGCUGAUACACAGGCUCGUUUAUUUCCAAAAUGAAUACGAGCAACCCAGCGAGGACGAUCUCAAAAAGAUCACGCAUCAACCAACGGAAGGAGAGAACCCCAGCGAUUAUAGGUUCAGGCACAUCACAGAGAUCACGAUAUUUACGGUCCAGUUAAUUGUAGAAUUUGCGAAAAGGUUGCCCGGUUUCGACAAGUUGAUGCGCGAGGAUCAGAUCGCAUUGUUGAAGGCAUGUUCGAGCGAGGUUAUGAUGCUGAGAAUGGCAAGGAAAUACGACGUACAAACGGACAGUAUAAUAUUUGCGAAUAAUCAACCAUACACCCGCGACAGUUACAACGUCGCCGGCAUGGGCGAAACCAUCGAGGAUCUUUUACGUUUUUGCCGGCAGAUGUACGCCAUGAAAGUAAACAACGCUGAAUACGCGCUACUUACGGCCAUCGUCAUAUUUUCAGAGAGGCCAAACCUGAUAGAAAGCGUGAAGGUUGAAAAAAUCCAAGAAAUAUAUUUGGAGGCCCUCAAGGCGUACGUCGACAAUCGUCGAAAACCUAAGUCCGGCAUAAUAUUCGCCAAAUUGUUGUCAGUAUUGACCGAACUGAGGACCCUCGGCAACCAAAACAACGAGAUGUGCUACAGUCUUAAGUUCAAGAACAAAAAGCUGCCACUUUUCCUCGCCGAGAUCUGGGACGUGGGGACCUAGUUUCCCAGUUGCCGAUCACCGGUCUUGGCACCGGUCGGCUGAAUGUGUUUGGUUUAUUCGAAUCUUGUGGCUCGCGCAUCACGUGACGACGAGAACGAGGACGAGGACGAGGACGAGAACGAGGGGGAGACGAAAACGAGGGGGGGACGAGCGAGCAAGCAAGCAAGCAAGCAAGCAAAUGGAAGAUUAGCGAAAGGAUUAGAAGAU